AUGGCCCUUCAGAGUCUCUCAGACAUGGUUCCACUGUCAUCUAUGCAGUCAACGCGGGACUCUUCCAAUUGUACGCUCACCUACAUUGCUUCUCAGCCUCCUCAGCUUGGUCCCACCAGCACUGUCUACCAGGCAAUCAUGACAACCUUCCGAUAUGCUGUGGACUGUAGUAUCUGCACCGUCACAAAUGUCCCAAGUGUUGAUGUUCAGGGUCCCUUCACUACCAGAUCUACCAGCUCAAUGCUUACCGUCACCGAGAUCCAAUGCAUCCCUGAAGGUACAGCCAGCACCAGAAUGCACCAUGCUGCCCACGACAAUACUGCUGCCCCCUCCCCUAAGACUGCCAGCUGGAACGAAAUGGAAGACCUGAAGAAGUCACAUAUCAACCGUCGCUCUGACCAAGCCACAUCAGCUGCCCUGGCAGAUCUAGCAAGCAGCUUUGCCAAUGCUCUGCCUCCGGAUGUUUCCCUGCUCUCCGGUGGCCUGAGGGACGAGUUCACCGACAUUGCAUCCGCCAUGUUUGCGUUGAGCAUCUGCGACUCCGGCAUGGACCUGCAUGCGGCCUGUGACCAGCUGAACACUGAUCUGGUUGCAUACCAACUGUACCAGUCAUGGUAUGCCCCCAACAAUGUCAAGUCUAUCGUCUGCUUCUGUGCCUCUUACGGCUAUGACUUUGAUACCAGCCGUCAGCAGCUGUACGCAAGCCUUUAUGCUGCUCUCAUCGGCAUUCUUGCUGCUGCUGAUAUCACCACUGACCGAGGUCAAAUUUGUGACACUCUCAGCCUCUUCAAUCGGACGGGUCCUUCCUUGGGUAUCGACACCUCACAGUAUCACACCCUUGUCUGCAGCAGUAUCCCUACUCCCACUCCCACUACACCUCUCUGGUACGGAACAACUCCAAUUGUUCCAUAUGUCACCAACAAUAUGACCACCUGGGGCACUCCAACUUCCUGGGCUCCCAAUACUACUAUUUCAGGAACCGGCCUGCCAGGCUGGAAUGGGACAAACAACAGCACCACCUGGGGACCGCCCGUUUCUUACACUGGCACCAUCGGCAGUGACUGGUCCGUCACCGUCAACACUCAAACCAAUUGGACUGAGACCCAACCCACAGGAACAGGUGCAGCGUCUGAUACCGUAGAAUCCAACGGCACCUUUAUUGCUGCUCGUACACCACCGAGGGCCAAUGCCAUGCCAUUCUACCCUGCCACCACCACCACCACCCCAGCACCACACCCUGGUCUUUUCAAGCGAUACUAG
Molecule: messenger RNA, 1260 nt
Organism: Cladophialophora bantiana CBS 173.52
Lineage: Eukaryota; Fungi; Ascomycota; Eurotiomycetes; Chaetothyriales; Herpotrichiellaceae
Exons: 3
Coding region: 1-1260 (419 amino acids)
Source: RefSeq, a predicted model, not a curated record